CUCAGAAGACGACAUGGAGGACAUAGAGGAAAGUGCGGCGACCAAACGCUUGUGGACUUUCCUCUUUUAUUUUGGCGGUCCAAAAUGUUCGAGGUCAUCUUGAUCUUUCUAUGGCGUGCCAGCUGGAUCGACUUUGUGAGUACCAGUUCGGAGCAGAGGAAGUUGCGCUCCCGGGAUGCGGCCCGAUGCAGACGGAGCAAAGAGACCGAGCUCUUUUACGACCUGGCUCGGACGCUACCCCUCCCCCGGCGGGUCUCCACCCACCUGGACAAAGCGGCCAUCAUGAGGGUCACCCUCAGCUUCCUGCGCAUGCACCGCCUCCUCCAUCCUGGAGGCGAGAGUCCGAGUUUGUGUGAAGACAAAGAAGAGGAGGAAAAGGAGGUGGAGGAGGAUGAAGAAGAAGACGAAGACCCAGCCAACGGGCUGUACGCUCAGGCGCUGGCGGGCUUCAUCGUGGUGAUAUCGGAGGAGGGGGACAUGAUCUACCUGACGGAGAACGUCAACAAGCAUGUCGGCAUCGCUCAGUUGGAGCUGCUGGGUCAGAGCGUCUACGACUUUAUUCAUCCCUGCGACCAGGAAGAGCUCAGGGACAUCCUCUCCCUGCGCCCCGGCUGUGGUAAAAAAGGAGCCAAAGGUCAGCUCAGCCUCAAGAACCUCUUCUUACGGAUGAAGAGCACACUGACCACCAGGGGGCGCACCGUCAACAUCAAGUCUGCCAGCUGGAAGGUGUUCCACUGCACAGGUCACAUGCGCCCACUGGGUGACCCGUCGGCGUCCCCUUGUGGCACGGUGAUGACGCUGCUGUGUGAACCCGUCCCUCACCCGUCCAGUGUGGACUUCCCUCUGGACACGCACACCUUCCUCACCCGCCACAGCAUGGACCUGCGCUUCACGCACUGCGAGGGCAGGGUGACGGAGCUGGUGGGGUACGAGCCGACCGAACUGAUCGGCCGCUCAGCGUUCGAGUUCCACCACGCGCUCGACUCUGAUCACGUCAACAAGAGCCUGCAGACGCUGCUGGCAAAGGGUCAAGUGAGCACCAGCCCCUACCGCUUCCUGGCGAAGGGCGGCGGAUUCGUGUGGGCGGAGACUCAGGCCACCGUCCUCUACAGCAGCAAAAUGUCACAGCCGGAGGCGGUGGUCUGCCUCAACUUUGUACUCAGCGCCGUUGAGCAGUCGGAUGUGGUUUUGUCCACGGAGCAGCUUUGCAAAGAAGCAGAGUCGCCGCCUUCAGCCGCGGAGGACUCUGAACGCCUUGACGAGAACACGGGUCCCAGUCCCAGCAGCCUGUCUGAGGUUGAGGCGACAGACGAGCUUCUUCAGGUGACGCCGGCAGACGGAGACGCCGUUUCUCCGCUGACAGGAGAUUUUGUGUCUCUCUCCUUUGCGACACCGCACAGUCCAGACAGCCUCCCUGACGACCCCGAGGACCUGUGCACACCAGAGCUGAGACAGCUGCUCUCGCCCAUAUUCAACCCCAUCACCCCUCCAUCAUCCUCAUCAUCAUCAUCAGACAAAGGCUCCUCACCGCAACCCCAGCCAGUACAGAGCCAAUGCGAGGAGAACGUGCUGGACACCAGUGAGGUGGAGAAGUUUUUCGCCUUUUGUCCCGAAGAUGGCGACAAGGCGCAGGAUCAAGAACAGCUGGUCAUGGACGGGAUGGAUCUGGAAAUGUUGGCUCCUUACAUCUCCAUGGACGAUGACUUCCAGCUGACCUUCUUCAGCGGCAUGCCGGAGGAGGCGAGCGAGCCUCCGUCUUCUUCGCCAGAGACCCCCAUCGUCAACAGGAAGCGGGCUUACGACCCAGAUGAGGAGGACACGCUGUCCCAGAUGAUAACGGGUGACAAGAGACACAAACACGACCCCCCCUCACUGGAGGAGGAGCUCCUUCUGAGCCACUCGUUGCUGGGCUGCCUGGAGGAAACUGGCCAAUCCGAGGUGGGGUUUGGCCCACAGGGGCGGAGUCACCUCCUCACCGACAGAGACCCUGUCUUAGGCGGCAUGAAGGGGCUCUGCGACACAGCCGCUCUGAUGAGGGACAUAUUCAAGUCGCACCCGCCCGACUUGUUCCCGCCUCGGUUGCACAUGUCCUGACAAAGCGGUCCACCUCUUUCAUCUGCACGUGGCAACAUCCUAUGGUGAAGUACGCCAUGAGUUCCUUGGGUGGCUGCUGGUGACAUGUGCGUGGACAUCAUUGACGGGGGGGUGACUUUAUGUGAGCAGCAGGUGGGGGCACGCAAACCCAUGAUGCUUUGCUCACUGCAAUCAAACAUGAAUGAUAAAACAUGACAGUGGCAUCCUUUUAUACACCUAAUUUCCUUACUGUAUUUUUAUAGUUGCCUAGUUGGGGGAGGGGUGUUCCUUUUAAUCUCCUGCAUGUGCCAGGUGGGCGGGGUUGACUUUAUCUAACACUCCCUCUUUAUUAAAAAAAUAUUGUCCAUGUAGCUUUGUAUGAUGUAAAGGCUUUAGGUAGCAUAGCAUCAAUUAGUUUAUGCAGCUAUAGUAGGCAAAAUAAACUGUACUGUUUUUUUAUCUGUAACUUUGAAGAAAUCAUGCCUGAGCGUGAAUUAUGAGCUUCGACAUGAUUGUUUUUUUGCUUCCAUUUUAAUAAAAGGUGCAAAAGCUU
Messenger RNA from Doryrhamphus excisus (bluestripe pipefish), 2626 nucleotides. The record is from RefSeq and is a predicted model, not a curated record. NCBI's taxonomy places the organism in Eukaryota, Metazoa, Chordata, Actinopteri, Syngnathiformes, Syngnathidae.